UGAGCAUGGGACUUACCCCUUUGAACACAUCCUACAUGCUGUUCCAUUACUGGAUCAAACUUAGCAAGCAGUUCCACUUCUUUCAGGAAGUUUGCAUUGUUUGGCAUGUAUAAAGUCUCUGAAGAAGCACGGAAAGCAAGGUUUCUUUCUGCAAGUGACUGUACAAUUGAAAUCAGGGUUAAGGAUCCUGAAAACUUGAUAACGAGUGCCAACAGUGCUCAAGUACAAUUCCCCUGCAAGUGGGACAUUGGCUUCAGGUUCCUCCGAUCAGCCGAUCCGUGUUUAUUCAGAUCACCAGCCUGGUAAAGCAGGAGCAAUGGCUUCAGGAGGUGAAGGAACAUCAGCUGGAUUUGCUGUGUCUAGUAAGCAGGGACAGGACCAGGGCAGGUCCUCUGAGCUGAGGGUGGUGCUGCUUGGGAAGACAGGAGAUGGGAAGAGUGCCUCUGGAAACACCAUCCUGGGCAGUAAGGAGUUUGAAUCUAAAAUCAGCUCCUCCUCAACAACAAGGAAGUGUGAGAAGAAAACCUCUGUCGUUGCUGGGAGAACGGUUUCUGUGAUCGACACUCCAGGAAUCUUCAACACAGAUCUCUCUGAAGACGAGGUUAAAGAGGAGAUUGCGCGAUGCAUCUCCCUGUGCUCCCCGGGACCCCACGCGUUCCUCCUGGUGAUGCCGGUGGGGCGAUACACGGAGCACAAGCGCGAAACAGUGCAGGAAAUCCAGAAGAUGUUUAGUGAGGAAGUUAUGAGGUUCACCAUCAUUCUCUUCACUAGAGCGAAUGAACUAAAAAAGGACAAGACUAUCGAGGAGUACAUUCAGAGAGGCAGCCAGGAGCUCCGAGAGCUGGUUAGAAAGUGCGGGGGGUAUCACGCCUUCAACAAUAAAAAAAAGGAGGAUCGCACCCAGGUCACUGCGCUACUGGAGAAAAUAGAGAGCAUGGUAGCUCUGAACGGAGGCAGCCACUACACUGAUGAGAUGUACCAGCAGGCAGAAACAGCGAUCAAACAAGAGCAGGUUAGUAAAGGAAUAAGCAGAGAAGAGGCUGAAAAUUCCAACAGCUUCAUUAGGAGAUUGACGACCGUACUGACAGGCGCGGCAGUGGGAGCUGGUCUGGGGAUCUUAUUGGGAGGGGGGCUAGCAUGUAUUGCAGGUGGGGCAGCAGUGGUACCAGGGGCAGUGAUGUUAGGGGUAUUAGGGGGAGUAGUUGGAGCGUCAAUUGGAUCAGAAGCAUCAGGGCCAGGCGAUGCAGUACAGAGAGUGAUCAAAGCAAUAGCAGACAUAAAACAGGAAGCAGUCGACGCAAUGAAAACAGUAGCUGUGCCUGAACACCGCAAGCAACAAUAGAAGCAACACGUGCAGCCUAAUGCAAGCUUACCAUGGCGGAUUUAUCAUGCUGCUUACCCCAUGGUUUAAACACACUUUCACUGCUGUACUAUACUGUACCAUGGGAAUGAGACAUCAUAAGAAAUGUUUACUAUGGUUAACUAUUGUAAGAGGUUCCAUUUCUUCUGAAAAAUAAUUCAUCUUCUUCAGGUAAACAAAAUAGUUUAUUCAGGAAUCAAAAUGCAAACAGGAACAAAGAAUCCGAGGUGACACACCAGUGAUCUCACACACACGUGUCAGCGAUGGUGUUCUGAGCUGCAUCAGUGGAGAUGUUAGUUACUUCUGAGCUGAGCUGAGCUUUCAUGGCAUCAGAGACAUUGUUUUCUUCUGAGUCGGCAUGAUGCAGAGAUGUUGGUUUCUGAGCUGCAUCAGUGGAGAUGUUCGUUUCUGGGCUGAGCUGACCAAAGAAAUACAGCACGGCGAUACAGCUAGCUUACGUAAUUUCCUUGACAGAGUACAACAUGGAGAACCAGUGCAGUGAAUUCUCAUUGAAUUCCACAUUCCAGUUUGAACUGCUUCCUCAGAUGGAGAUCAGUGUGUCUGGCAGACAUGAAGUGAAAGAGAGGUGAUCAUUAGUAAUGAUGGGUUUGUUUAACUGGGCUUCCAUGUCUUUGGAUGGAUGUUUUUAUUUACAUGUGUUUCUAUUUUCAAAUCAGUUAAAAUAUCUAGAAUAUAUAGGUUGAAUACAAUUUAAAGAGCCAAGUAACGAAUUAUUUUUCAGUUUUAAUUUCUCAUCUUAAAACAUUCAAUAGUUUGACAAUUCAGUGAAUUCACAUGAACUAUAAACAGCAAUGAUACAACUGCAUCUCUCUCUUGGUUUUUGUUUCUGGUUACAUUUUAAUUUCAGCUUUUCAGCAACAAGAUAAAAUGUAACCUUAUUUUGUGUCAGUGUGCUUGUGUAUUUUCUUUAAUCAGAUCAAAUGGAAUCAAAUGUAUUUUCAUCGGGGCUGUCUGAGUAAACAUGUUAAGUGUUCAAAGUGUUGUGUGUCUCUUCUUCUUCUUAUUAGCACAGUUUUGUUAAAAAUUAACUUUGUAUUGUGCUUUAUAGUACAAUUGAAGUGUUAAUGUUUUCACUUUUCUUCCAAUUCUAUUAAAAUGUAAUAAAUAAACAUG
Acipenser ruthenus (sterlet) is the source of this 2494-nucleotide messenger RNA. Its product is annotated as GTPase IMAP family member 4-like. NCBI's taxonomy places the organism in Eukaryota, Metazoa, Chordata, Actinopteri, Acipenseriformes, Acipenseridae. The record is from RefSeq and is a predicted model, not a curated record. Gene Ontology annotation, molecular function: GTP binding. The coding region runs from base 317 to 1342 and encodes 341 amino acids. The transcript is spliced from 3 exons.